AUGUUCAUUCGUUUAGCAUGUUGCCGUCUAUUGAGACACCGAAAGUUGAUCUACAUUUCUAUAUUCAUUUCAUUUCUACUGUCCUUUGUUUACGUAGUUGUUCUACCACACAUCUUUACGAUCCUCCAGAAACCUUCUAAAAUUCAAGAAGUCUGUCAGUAUGUUAUUCCUAAAGACAGUCCGACAGUUCCAACAAACUCUCGAUGCACAUUCUACGAUUGUUUCAAUAUAUACAGGUGCGGCCAUAAAUUUAAUGGCGAUUUUAAAGUUUAUGUUUAUCCGAUGGCCAGACAUGUUGACGAGGAUUUCAUACCCAUUGGGGGUAAAACGUCCAAAGAAUAUCACACUAUAUUGAGUGCAAUAGUAGAGAGCCAGUACUAUACGACAAAUCCAGAAGAAGCGUGUGUUUUUGUGUCAUCAAUUGAUACAUUAAAUCAAAACCGAUUUCGAGUGAAAGAAACAUCACAGGCUCUCGCAUUAUUACCACAUUGGAAUGAUGGACAGAACCAUUUAAUAUUUAAUAUGGUGCCAGGAACAGCACCAGACUAUAAAACUGUAGUCGAUUUAUCAAUUGGUAAAUCAAUGGUUGCUGGUGCAGGUUUUGAUUCUUGGACGUAUAGAUCAUCUUUUGAUAUUUCAAUAGCAAUUUACAGCAAUUUAGCAAUUUCUUUAAGUAAUAACUAUACCUUUAAACACAGGGCAACAUUCAUCAGCACAGUUCAAACAAAUCUUCAUAAUGAUUUCAUCACUUCUUUGAAAUCAAUUGAAAAACAAAAGUCAACGACUCAAAACAUAACAAUGUCAAUGAUUAGAGUUAUAGAACCUUGCUCACAUAGUGGACACGACAGAACAAUAAUUUGCCAUGAAAACAUUACUUAUAACUAUGCAGACAUACUUGCCGACAGUGUAUUUUGUUUGAUAUUGCCUGGCCCGCGGCUAAUGGAUAUAGUUUUCAUUGAUGCAUUGGCGGCUGGAUGUAUACCAAUAGUAGCUAUUAAUCAUGUUGUAUUACCAUUUUUUGAAGUUAUAGACUGGAAAAGAGCUGUAAUUAUGUGGAGUGAAACUGAAUUAAAUACUUUACUAGACGUAGUUUCUGGUAUUCCUUUGGACCGACGGAAAGAAAUGUCAGCUCAAGGCCGUUGGCUAUAUCAGACAUAUUUAUCUUCGUUGAAAAUAAUUACCAUGACUACUCUUAAGAUAUUAAGCCAAAGACUGCAUCCACAUAGCUCAGAUUUUUAUGAAAAUUGGAAUUUAAGACCACAUCCUGUAUCUGCCAGAAAUCCAUUAUUCCUACCAUAUAUGUCAGAUUCUUCAGGAUUCACAGCGAUAAUAUUAUCCUACGAUAGAAUAGAUAGUUUGUUUACACUAAUAAAUAUGAUCAGUAAGGCCCCAAGUCUGCAAAAGAUUAUUGUUGUUUGGAAUAAUCAAUUAAAAUCUCCACCACCUUUUUCAGUGUGGCCAAAAAUUGAUGUAUCUCUAAAAGUUGUACAAACAACAGCAAACAAACUUUCAAAUCGAUUUUUCCCCUACAGAGAAAUUGAAACAGAAGCAGUUUUAUCUCUGGACGAUGAUAUACUUAUGUUGACUUUAGAUGAAAUUGAAUUUGGAUUUCAGGUUUGGAAAGAAUUUCCUGAUCAUAUCGUAGGUUUUCCGUCCAGAACUCAUAUAUGGAAUAACAAAACUAAUACUUGGAAAUAUGAAUCGGAAUGGAAAAAUGAAAUAUCUAUGGUGUUGACCGGGGCAGCAUUUUACCAUAAAUAUUGGAAUCAAGCUUAUACAUUUAUCAUGCCUAAUAAUAUCAAACAAUGGGUAGAUGAACAUAUGAACUGUGAAGACAUUGCGAUGAACUUUUUAGUGUCCAACACUACAAACAAAGCUCCAAUUAAAAUAACUCCUAAAAAGAAGUUUAAGUGUCCUCAAUGUACAAACACUGAAAUGUUAUCAGCUGACCAAGGACACAUGGCUACAAGAACAUCAUGUGUGAACAUGUUUACCGCUAUUUAUGGUAGAAUGCCGCUAAAGACUGUAGAGUAUAGAGUUGAUCCUGUUCUGUACAGAGAUAUAUUUCCGACAAAAUUGAAGAGGUAUAACAAUGUUGGAGAAUUGUGA
Molecule: messenger RNA, 2109 nt
Organism: Macrosiphum euphorbiae (potato aphid)
Lineage: Eukaryota; Metazoa; Arthropoda; Insecta; Hemiptera; Aphididae
Source: the annotation of a GenBank genome assembly